AUGCGAGCCAAGAAACAGAGUGUAACAUUACAACAGACAUUGCUUGAUUCUUGCUCUGUUUCUGUAUGCCGUCCUCACUCUUCUUCUCCGGCGACUCCUUCUGUUCCACUCAGAUCAAAAUCCGUCGUCGUCGCUAGACUUGGCCGUCUGGGAAUUAGGGGAAUCGCUGUGAUCAUUGAUCUUCGCUCCUUAUGGCGCAGAUUGAGAACUCAGAACCCGAAAUCAUCAUCGUUUCGGUUCCCCAAGUGUGCUGCCAUCACAAGUUCCCGAACUCUCAAUUUCGGUGGAUUGAUGGAGCUACCAGCUCGACCUCAGAUUUUAAUUCUCGUCGAAGCUAAGAAAUCCGACACGGGUACAAGCAAAGUCGUCGAAUUGGCUCUCGUGGAUUUCAUUUCAACGUCUUAA
This is a messenger RNA of Microthlaspi erraticum, 405 nucleotides long. NCBI's taxonomy places the organism in Eukaryota, Viridiplantae, Streptophyta, Magnoliopsida, Brassicales, Brassicaceae. The record is from the annotation of a GenBank genome assembly.